This is a messenger RNA of Colius striatus (speckled mousebird), 1116 nucleotides long. It is a transcript of the gene OPTC, whose product is annotated as opticin. The coding region runs from base 1 to 1116 and encodes 371 amino acids. The record is from RefSeq and is a predicted model, not a curated record. NCBI's taxonomy places the organism in Eukaryota, Metazoa, Chordata, Aves, Coliiformes, Coliidae. The transcript is spliced from 7 exons. Gene Ontology annotation, molecular function: protein binding.
AUGGUGUGGGCUGGGGGAGAGGGGGGCUAUGAGUGUCUGGGCAAGGCCUGUGCCCACUUGGUGAGGGGCUACCAGGGGGUCCUUGCCCAGCAAGCACUGGCAGGUGGACCACCGGUGGGGUGCAGGAUGUGGCCCCUGGCCUGGCUGGGACUCAUCAGCCUGUAUCUGGGGGCAGCGUGGGGUGUCCCAGUCAAGGAGGAGAGGAGGAAAGCAGAGAAGCCAAAAGCUGACCUUGCACUCUAUGAAAACCUGGAGCUGGACAACUAUGACCUGACGUUGGACAACUAUGGUGAGAUCCUUGACCUGAGCAACUAUGAGGAGCUCUACGACUACAGUGACCUUGGUCCAAAGAUCGAGGUUGGCACCCUGGCUCCUCGCCCCAAGGACCUCGUGGCUCUCCCAGACCUGGCCACCACAGCUGAAACCCCGAAGCUGCAGCCUCCAGCCACCACCAGCCCCAUCCACCCAGUACCCAGCCCCGUGCAGGGCCUGCCCAGCUGCCUGCUCUGCCUCUGCAUUGGCACCUCUGUGUACUGUGAUGAUGCUGAUCUGGAGCACAUCCCAUCUCUGCCUCCUGAGACCGUGUACCUGUACGCUCGCUUCAACCGCAUCGGCAGCAUCCGCGCCCACGACUUCACGGGACUCAAGAAGCUGAAGCGAAUAGACCUGAGCAGCAACUUCAUCUCCUGGGCAGAUGCAGAUGCCUUCAGGCUGCUCCCCAGCCUGCAGGAGCUGCUGCUGCCCGAGAACAGGCUGACAGCCCUCCCGGAGCUGCCGCGCAGCCUCGUGCGCCUGGACGCCCGGCUCAACAGGAUCCCCAGCGCCGGCCUCCGGCCCGAGGCCUUCAGGGACCUGAAGCAGCUGCAGUUCCUCCAUCUGUCUGACAACCAGCUGGACCAUAUCCCAGUGCCCCUGCCCGAGAGCCUGCGCUCCCUGCACCUCCAGAACAACAACAUCCAGACCAUGCAUGAGGACACGUUCUGUGACAGCCAGGACCCCAGCCAGAUCCGCAGGGUGCUGGAGGACAUCCGCCUGGACGGCAACCCCAUCAACCUCAGCCUCUUCCCCAACGCCUAUUUCUGCCUCCCCCGCCUGCCCACGGGCCACUUCUCCUGA